Arabidopsis lyrata subsp. lyrata is the source of this 1350-nucleotide messenger RNA. RefSeq lists its product as uncharacterized. Bases 1 to 1350 code for a protein of 449 amino acids. The record is from RefSeq and is a predicted model, not a curated record. NCBI's taxonomy places the organism in Eukaryota, Viridiplantae, Streptophyta, Magnoliopsida, Brassicales, Brassicaceae. The transcript has 5 exons.
AUGACAAUUUCAGGCGUAAAUAUAGACUGCGGAACGUCAUUGCCGCGGUUAGACAAGAACAACAUAAAAUGGGUAGGAGACAAAGACUUCAUCACAUCCGGAGAGUCUUCCACGGUUUUGUCCACCACUGUCGAGAAAUACCUCACCACACUUCGGUACUUUCCUACCGGCGACUCCAAUUGCUACUCCAACAUUCCGGUUACCAAAGGCGGAAAAUUCUUAGUGAGAACGAUGUUUUACUAUGGGAACUAUGAUGGGAAGUCCUCAUCCCCAACCUUCAGCGUAUUGUUUGAAGGGAAACACCGAGGCACCGUAUCGAUAUCCUCUGCGUUCGAACCUUACCUUUUGGAGCUGAUCUUUUCUCCGGCUAGUGAAGAGACCAGCGUUUGUUUUGUACGUACGUCUUCAUCAUCAAACCCUUUUGUAUCUUCCAUUGAAGUUUUCGACUUGGAAAAUGGCAUGUAUAAGUAUAACGAGCUUGGUCCUGGUGAAGGUAGGUUCUGGCUUCCGUUGGAGAUAAACAUAUUGUUGACAGGAGUACCAUCCACGGCUGCAUCAAUCGAUAUCUCUGGUGCAUCAAACAAGCCACCUGAGUCCGUCCUCCGUAACUCUUGGACCGGGGAAGGCUUAUCAUUAGUUGACCCUACUCUUCCUUCGGAAGGAGUUCCAGUUUAUUUGGCUAUGUAUUUCUCAGAGCCUCUUGAGUUGAGUGUACGAUCGUUCAACAUAUUAUAUGGCGGUAAGCAAGUUGGUAAAGGACCAAUUGUGCCCGUGUAUGGAAAAGCCACGCAAGUGGUCGUGAGAGAUGUGGUGGCUAGCUCAAGCUCCGAGCUGGUGUUCCAGUCCACCCCUAGUGCGCUGUUACCGCCCAUUAUAAAUGCGUUGGAGAUUUAUGUGAUAAGUACGGGUACAAGUGGAAGCGGAGGCGGAAACAAAAGCGGAUCAGGAUCCGGUGGAGGUGCUGGAAGCGGAGGAGGAGGGUCUAAGAGUGGCGGAUCUGGAGGCUCUGGUGGAACUAACAAUGGAGGAACUGGAGGGAGCAAUGAUGUGAGCUCAGGUGGGUCAGCCAGUGAAGGAAAGAAUAGUAAACUGCCAACUAUACUCGGUUCUGUAUCCGCAGUAGUGUUUGCUCUCAUCGCAUAUGUGUUCAUUGCUGUUAUCUUAGCGAAUCGUCGCAAAGCAAGGCUACAAGCCCUGGCUAUACCUACGUCAGUGGCUCAUAUGGGUACUGGAGCGUCCCCUCUAUUCGGACAACAAAUGGGCAACGACUCAAACCAGUCUACAUAUGAGUCAGACAUGGGAGAUAUCAACGACUUGAUUGGAGUAGAUCAGUCGUAUGUAACACAAUGA